This is a messenger RNA of Caenorhabditis briggsae, 2484 nucleotides long. The record is from RefSeq and is a predicted model, not a curated record. Lineage: Eukaryota; Metazoa; Nematoda; Chromadorea; Rhabditida; Rhabditidae. Bases 1 to 2484 code for a protein of 827 amino acids. The transcript has 13 exons. Gene Ontology annotation, biological process: innate immune response.
AUGUUUUCUGUUCUCUUAUUCUUAACAAAUCUUAUUGUUUUAUCCACUGCUGAUGGAUAUACUUGUGCUGGAUAUCUUAUUAAUCCACCAGAAGACCUGACGUAUUACUUUCCGGAAGAUUGGAGAGAAGACAUGGUGCCAGCAAAAUAUGCAGGAUCACAAACGUGUAAUUGGCAGAUCAAUGUUCUCGAAGGGUACUAUGCAACAGUUACGUUCUACAAAAACACUGACAUGGAAUCAGGAAUCACUUGUACAUAUCCAAAUGGACAGGAGCAAUAUAUUGAAGACAAGGAGCACAAUCCAUACAUCUUCACUUAUCCACAAUUUCAAGUCAAUCUUCAUGUUUCUGACAAACAAGGAGAAUUUUCAUUCAAAGUUGUUUGGUCAAAGUAUCCAGCAACAUGCAAGAUGAAUAUGGAGCUAACUGAUGCUGGAGCUUUGUCAGCUGUUCCCAAUGAAUGCGUGAAUACUUACACGUCUCCAAACAAAGUUAUGCUCAUCGGAUUUACUCUCAAGGAUGACUUAGAUGUGCUUCUCCGCCAAUCAGCAGUUUUUGAGGGUGACUCAGUAAACGGAGAGUAUCUUGGUAAUUUGUACUAUGCGAGAUACCGGCAAAUUGUUUCACCAAGUAACAAACUGACAGUUUAUACUUGGUGGUUGAAUCAAAAUAUCAAUUACACACUUUUCAUGGGAAUGGACACAAGAGCUGUUGGAGAUGUUCAACAAAUCACUGGACUGAACUGCCCAUCUGAUCCAAUUAAUAAGUGCUAUAUCACUUUGAAUUCGAACUACAACAUUUCUGCAAUUGCGACAAUUGGAAGACAACCGGAUUUCCUAGAACCCAUCAUGCAAUUUCCAAGUGAAUCUACCUUGAAAAUAUACGAAGAACAAAUCAAUGACAAUCACCUUGUGGCCAAAAUUGAUAAGUCCAAUUACCAGACUCGAUUCCCAAUGGCAGUGAAAAACUCAUUGAAGAUCUAUCAUUUGGACAAGGGAAGAGUUUCGAUUCCACUCACUAAUAGUGAAAAUGAAGCGAAAUACGAUACUGUUUACGAUGGAAGAUAUGUGAAUGUCCACUCCUUUGAUUAUGGAAGAACUAGUUAUCAGCAGGACACUUCACAAACUUUUCAGACCCAACCAAACAAGAAAUUGUACUUCCAAUUCAAUGUCAAAUAUUUUGAUAUAAAUGGAAACACCACUCUUGACAUCAAAGUAUCCAGAGAUGGAAAAUUAGUCUACUCUGACACCUUCUCGCAAACCAAUUUGCCUCCAGCAAACACUUUGAAAGUUUUUGGAGAUCAAAUGGCGAUCAAUUACCAAACCUAUGGAAACUACACGAUGGGAUUCGAAGUGGAUCUUCUCACAACUAAAAACGACGAUGAUAGUUCUUCACCUACCACACCCAGUCCGUCUGUCACGUCAAGCACCAUUGUCACUCCAGCUAAAACUGUCACUUUGUCAACUAGUUCACCACCUGCAAAUCCCAAAACAACAGUCACAUCUAACACUUUGGAACUUUCCACUCUCACAGAUAUUCCAACAACCGGAUCAACGACGCCUGGAGGGAUAACAAGAGGAACAACGCAAAGAUACGAGACAUCCACGAAGAGUGGAACCACUCAAUUUACUGGAUACCAGUGUCGAGGUCCCAAUAAAAUCACUCCACCAGAUGAUUUGAAUCAAGUUGUCAAUUGGCCCAGUAUUUGGAAUGAUAGUAUGCCUCCGAUUCCAUUUGCAUCUCAACAAUCUUGUAUUUGGGAAAUCGUGGUCCCAGAAGGAUUGUAUGCUACGGUAGUCUUUCAUAAAAAUUCUCCAUCUACAGUCUCUAUUGCUGCUUUCUACCCGGGGAAAGGCACAGGAGCAGGAAUCGAUAACAAUGACCUAAAUCCAUACAUCUUCACAUCUCCUCAAGCGACUAUAAACUUGUAUAAAUCGAAAGACGAAGGAGCGUUCUCGUUCAAGGUUUUGUGGUCAAAAUACCCAACGGUACCUCACGAUAACAUCCAGUUAGUAAAGGGAGCCAUGCCAACUGCAAUAAUUCCAAACGGACAUUUGUCAACCUUCACAGCUGAAACUAUAGUAUCCCUUGUUGGGUUUGGAUUGAAAAAUCAAUCCGAAUAUCCAUUACUCCGUCAAUCUGCUGUUUACGAUGGCAACUCAACGGAUGCUGAAUUCCUUGGAACUCUCUACAGCAUCAUGAUGUCUAAAAAGGAAGUGAUAAGUAGUGGGAAGUCACUGACUGUGUUUACAUGGGGUCUGAACAAUCAGUUCGACUACACUCUAUACAUGGUGCAAGAUCAUACAAACGAACUUCCAUUUUUCACGUACAGAGGAGUCAACUGCGCAGACGGAUUCGAUUGCAGCUUUCAGAUUAAUGCUGUUUAUGGAACUUCCGUUCUUGCGACUUCGGAUAGUCAUUCGGAGUUUAUCAAGAACAUUGAAACAUUUCCAGAUGUAGUUAUCAAAUUGAUUGUUAACAAGUGA